UUUGGCCUGUUUUUCAAUUUUAUUUUCUUCCACUCUACAAAUUAUUUUUUUAUGUUCCGCCCUUGGCCACAAAAUGUUUUUUGUUUGUCUUUAAUCCGCUUCUUUUUUUGUUUUUUUUUGUUAAAAUUUUUAUUUGCCGUUUUGCGGAUAAAAAGGAAAACAACCAAAAGAACAAGGAAAAGUGACCACAACAAGAACAACAAUGAGAAAAGAGAAAAUAAAAAAAUUGGGGAGGAAAAAAAUUUUUUUGAUAAAAGAAUUGAAAAAAGAACAAUUAUUAAUAUUUUUUGUUUUUUUUUACUUUAUAUUUUUUGUUUAUCAAAAAUACGUAGAAAAUACCCAAGUGUAAUGUGA
Messenger RNA from Meloidogyne enterolobii, 354 nucleotides. The record is from the annotation of a GenBank genome assembly. Lineage: Eukaryota; Metazoa; Nematoda; Chromadorea; Rhabditida; Meloidogynidae.